AAUUAGACCAGGGGGAGUGUUUUUAGUAUUCAAUAGUACAGAAACAGAGCAGAGGUAUUUAGUAUUUACUACUAUUAAGCCACUGCCCGUCACAACUCGCAAUCUCCAUUUCCCUUCUUUAAUCGUAUAAAAAAAAACAUUAAAUAAUUUUGCUCUCUCAAUAAAUCAAACCCCAAUUAUCCGUUCAUAGCCUUCCAAACCAGAGAUCAAAACCAUGCCAACCAUCGGCGUCUUCCCCGCCUCAGGCGGCCUCGGCACCAGCACUUACACCCAUCUCUUCAACAAAGUGUCCCCUUCCAACACCGUCCUCAUCAGCCGCCACCCAGACAAGACUCCCCAUAUCUACCAAGGCCAGGGCGUCCAGCUUCGUCAAGCUUCAUACGAGGCAUCGCCUUCAGAGCUAGAAGCCGCCUUUAAAGACAUCGACGUCCUGUUCCUCAUAUCCUACCCCAGCCAUGUCCACGAGUACCGCACAUCACUGCAAAUUCCAGCUCUUGAUGCCGCUUACAGAGCCGGCGUCAAGCAUAUCUUCUACUCGUCCCUCGCUUUUGCCCUGCCAGACAAGGAUGCCACGCUCGCAGAGGUAAUGGGUGCCCACCUCGACUCGGAGGCGCAUCUGCGCAAAUUAGCUGCCUUGGAUCCUGGUUUCUCCUGGACUGCCAUCCGUGAGGGUCUCUACCAUGAGUCAUUCCCCAUUUAUACCGCUUUCCUGGAUCUGAAUGAUCCGGCGACCACUGAAAUCCGUAUUCCCCACGAUGGCUCUGGUCCUGGUAUAAGUUGGGCGAAGCGAGAUGAGCUGGGCGAAGCCUCGGCAAAUCUGAUUGCUCAGUACGUUCAGGACCCAACCGCUUUCUCCUGGAAGAACAGGCUUAUAGCCCUGACCGGACCUCGUGAAUGGUCUCUCGCUGAUACCGUCAAAUUCCUCUCCACUGUGGCUGGGAGAGAUUUGCAAAUUCGGGACGUUACUGUGGAUGAAUAUGCCACGCAGCCGCAGGUCGUUGCAAAGUUUGGAUCUAAACCUCUUGCACAGACUUGGGCAACUGCGUGGGAUGCCAUUCGUGCUGGAGAGGCAUCCUAUGUAUCGUCUUCUUUGGAGCAGUUGCUGGGGCGUCGGCCAGAGGAAUUCGAUGUCACCAUCAAGAACCUCUAUAAAGUGAGUAAAGAAUAAUUUUGAAGCUGGCAUGGCGUGAGUGAGUGAAGUGCUCCUGCUUCGCAGUACCAGCUUGUAUAAUAAGAUAUCAAAGGCGGAAUAACUGCAAGUAAAAUGAUAUCGUCAGUACCUUCUUACUCUACAUUGUCACCAUCUCUCAAAACACUGUGCAAUUUUUGUCAUGUUAUAAAUCCGAUUUGAUA
Trichoderma asperellum CBS 433.97 is the source of this 1353-nucleotide messenger RNA. RefSeq lists its product as uncharacterized. Lineage: Eukaryota; Fungi; Ascomycota; Sordariomycetes; Hypocreales; Hypocreaceae. The record is from RefSeq and is a predicted model, not a curated record.